Molecule: messenger RNA, 579 nt
Organism: Cynocephalus volans (Philippine flying lemur)
Lineage: Eukaryota; Metazoa; Chordata; Mammalia; Dermoptera; Cynocephalidae
Gene: TMEM217
Product: transmembrane protein 217
Exons: 1
Coding region: 1-579 (192 amino acids)
Source: RefSeq, a predicted model, not a curated record
AUGAAACCGCAGCACUGGUGUGGGAUGACUGCUAAGAUGGGCACUAUGCUGUCAGGGGUCUUCACCAUCUUGGCCACAAUCAUGUACUUCAUCUUUGAACAGAAGUACCUAAGGAAUAGCAAUUGCACUGACAUGAACAUACACAGCUGGGGUACAAAUGGCAUGAUGGAUCAGGAUGGCUCCUGCUGGAUCCUUAAUGUCAUCCUUUUCCACUCUUUCAUCACUAUCACCAUCAGCUGCUUCCUACUGUACUCAGCAUAUGCUCAGAUCUACAGAGGCCUGGUGGCCUACACCAUCUGGAUCUUUUUCUAUGAAACUAUAAACAUCAUAAUACAAAUCAUCACCUACGACAAAGUCAAGAUAGCAGAAGUCAGAGUCAUGCGCUGGUUUGGCUUGGUGUCCCGUGUACUUAUGCACUGUUUCUGGAUGUUCUUUGUCAUCACCUAUGCCUGUAUAAUCUACAAAAAUAAAAUCCAGGGCAAUAUAAUUUCCUGCAACAGACGCAUUUCUAUGGGCAGUGGAGAUUCUCCAUGGCGGAGGUCGAAGAUUACCAGCUUUGUCCAACAUUAUAAGGAAUAA